GGCCCAACGAAAGCACUGUUUUCCUUGUAUUCAUUAAAAAGGAAAUAAAUAAAAUAAAUAAAGAUAUAAACAGAAAAGCCAACGUCUCUGUGUUCCUGUGCAUGUGAUCCACACCUUUGUUCGUUUUUUUUUUUUUUUUUUUUUCUGGUUGUUUCCAGAGAAAAUUUUGGAUCGAAAAUCAAAACUUGAGGCAAAAGAAAAAAUGGGUUUGAUUCAAGUUGUCAAAUCAAUCAAUUGGGAACAAGAAGCUUACCCUGCUUAUGAAGAUUUCAUUGUACUUCCUUUCUUUGUUCUGUUCUUCCCUUCUGUUCGAUUCUUUCUCGAUAGAUUCGUCUUUGAGAAAGUUGGAAGGCGGUUGAUUUUUGGAAAGGGACACCAGAUGCUGGAUACUAAUACAGAGGAGAGAAGGAGAAAGAUUAGAAAAUUUAAGGAGUCGGCUUGGAAAUGCAUUUAUUAUCUUUCGGCAGAAAUUCUGGCUCUCUAUGUAACUUAUAAUGAGCCCUGGUUUAAGAAUACAAGAUACUUUUGGGUAGGGCCUGGAGAUCAGGUCUGGCCUGAUCAAAAAAUUAAAUUAAAAUUGAAGGGACAUUAUAUGUAUGUUGCUGGAUUUUAUACAUACUCUAUAUUUGCUUUGAUUUUCUGGGAAACAAGGCGUUCUGACUUUGGAGUCUCAAUGGGUCAUCAUGUUGCAACAGCCAUCCUCAUUGUGCUAUCUUACAUAUUUAGAUUUGGCCGUGUUGGUUCAGUUGUUUUGGCAAUUCAUGAUGCUAGCGAUGUAUUUCUGGAGAUAGGGAAGAUGGGCAAAUAUAGUGGUGCCGAAAGACUUGCUAGCUUUGCAUUUCCAACUUUUGUAUUGUCUUGGGUCUUGCUGCGCCUCAUAUACUUCCCUUUCUGGGUCCUUUGGAGUACAAGUUAUGAAGUUGUCCAGACAUUGGACAAGGAAAAGCAUCCAGUGGAUGGACCAAUUUGUUAUUAUCUGUUCAACACACUUCUAUUUUGCCUGCUUGUGCUUCAUAUUUAUUGGUGGGUACUCAUGUAUCGAAUGCUUGUCGAACAAAUCCAAGCAAGAGGCAAAAUUAGUGAAGAUGUUAGAUCAGAUUCUGAAGAUGAACAUGACGAUUGAUCUAGAAAGAAGAAAUACUGCAUUAAAAGGAUGGCUGAAAAGUUCUUCUGCAGAUGGAGAACAACCCUGAUUUACACAUUGUAUUCUUUGUAUGUCCUUGUAAAGGGAAGUUUAAUAUUGUUUGGUGGUGAGGUUCGGAAGCAUUUCAGAGGGUUCGGAUUGAAGAGAA
Molecule: messenger RNA, 1292 nt
Organism: Durio zibethinus
Lineage: Eukaryota; Viridiplantae; Streptophyta; Magnoliopsida; Malvales; Malvaceae
Product: ceramide synthase 1 LOH3-like
Biological process (GO): ceramide biosynthetic process
Cellular component (GO): endoplasmic reticulum; membrane
Molecular function (GO): sphingosine N-acyltransferase activity
Source: RefSeq, a predicted model, not a curated record